CAUCAUCAUCAUCACCACAGACUGAUGAAGAGCUGCUAAACCUUCACUCAAGGCUCUCUCUCUCUCUCUCUCUCUUGGUCAGCAUCUCUCCAUCCCUCCGCUCAUCAUGCCUCCUCAGCUGCAGUCUCAGGACCGGUCAUGCCCGCGGGUCCUGCAGGGCGAUCUGGCGUCUCUGAGCGCCAGCGUGCGGGAGUUCAUCGACAGCAGUGUGAGUCUGUGCCAGCCGGACGCUCUGCACAUCUGUGACGGCUCCGAGCAGGAGAACAGCACCAUCCUCAGCCUGCUGGAGGAGCAGGGCGCCAUCAAGAGGCUGCGCAAGUACAGCAACUGCUGGUUGGCGCGCACUGACCCACGUGAUGUGGCCCGUGUGGAGAGUAAAACGGUGAUCGUGACGGCGGAGCAGCGGGACACGGUUCCCACACCGACUGGAGGAGGAGUCAGUCAGCUGGGCCGCUGGAUGUGUCCUGAGGAGUGGGACAAAGCCAUGAACCUGCGCUUCCCUGGCUGCAUGAAAGGGCGUGUGAUGUACGUGAUCCCCUUCAGCAUGGGGCCGGUGGGCUCUCCGCUCUCCAAGAUCGGGGUGGAGCUGACGGACUCGCCGUAUGUGGUGGCCAGCAUGCGGAUCAUGACGCGGAUGGGGAAAACUGUGCUGAGCGCGCUGGGAAACGGAGAGUUCGUCCGGUGUCUGCACUCAGUCGGCUGCCCGCUGCCACUCAGGAAGCCGCUGGUCAACAACUGGCCCUGUAACCCGGAGCUGACGCUGGUGGCCCACAUCCCGGAUCAGAGGAAGAUCGUGUCGUUCGGCAGCGGAUACGGAGGAAACUCACUGCUGGGGAAGAAGUGCUUCGCUCUGCGCAUCGCAUCACGCAUCGCUAAAGAGGAGGGCUGGCUGGCAGAACACAUGCUGAUUCUGGGCAUCACCAACCCGGCGGGACAGAAGAAGUAUUUCGCAGCGGCGUUCCCCAGCGCCUGCGGGAAGACCAACCUGGCCAUGCUGAAGCCGUCGCUGCCCGGCUGGAAGGUGGAGUGUGUGGGAGACGACAUCGCAUGGAUGAAGUUCGACAAAGAAGGGAAUCUGAGAGCCAUCAACCCAGAGAACGGCUUCUUCGGUGUGGCUCCGGGAACCUCCAGCAAAACCAACCCCAACGCCAUGAGCACCAUCAGCUGCAACACACUCUUCACCAACGUGGCGGAGAGCAGUGACGGAGGGGUGUUCUGGGAGGGCAUGGAUGAGGAUCUGCCUGAAGGAGUGACGCUGACGUCCUGGAAGAACCAGCCCUGGACACCAGAGGACGGUGAACCGUGUGCUCACCCGAACUCCCGCUUCUGUACGCCGGCCGCUCAGUGUCCCAUCAUCGACCCGCAGUGGGAGUCUCCUGAAGGCGUCCCCAUCGAGGCCAUCAUCUUCGGCGGGCGGCGUCCGCAGGGCGUCCCGCUGGUGUACGAGGCCUUCGACUGGGCGCACGGAGUGUUUGUAGGGGCGUCCAUGAGGUCAGAGGCCACGGCGGCUGCUGAACACAAAGGUAAAGUGAUCAUGCAUGACCCGUUCGCCAUGCGUCCGUUCUUCGGCUAUAACUUCGGUCAGUAUCUCUCCCACUGGCUGAGCAUGGAGCAGCGGCCCGGCGCUAAGCUGCCCAAAAUCUUCCACGUCAACUGGUUCGGCAGGAGCUCCUCGGGGCGCUUCCUGUGGCCGGGCUUUGGGGAGAACAUCCGCGUACUGGAGUGGAUGUUCGGCAGGCUGAGCGGAGGGGCCGAGGCGAGGACCACUGCGGUGGGGCUGGUGCCUGCAGACGGUGCCCUGAACCUGCACGGGCUCCCGGAUGUGGAGCCGCUGGAGCUCUUCAGGGUCUCGCAGGAGUUCUGGAUGCAGGAGCUGCAGGAGAUCAGAGAGUAUUUCAGCCGUGAACUGAACCGAGACCUGCCGCAGGAGAUGCAGAGACAGCUGGAGCUGCUGGAGCACAGGCUCACACACACACACGUGAGCAGUAAACACGGCUGAAGACACGCAACACACACAUGUUAAUCUGCAUUAUGCACACUUAAAGGGACGGUGCACUCGAAUAUUAAAAAUAUGUCAUCGUUUGCUCUCAAGUGCAUCAAAACCGUUCUUUAGUUUCCUUCUGUUGAACACAGAAGAAGAUAUUUUGAAAAAUGCUGAAGAUUGUUCACUUCCACAGUAUUUAAUUUCUUUCCCUCUUUUUGUUUACUUUUUAUUUAGUGUUUUUUCUUUUGUGUGUGUGUGUGUGUGUUUACUGAGAAAACUCAUUUAAAGAGACAGAACACACACAAUAAUCAGCAUUUAUGCACAGUUAAAGGGACGGUGCUCUCUAAAAUGAAAAAUAUGUCACCAUUUGUUUUAACCCUGAACACAAAAGAAGAUAUUCAGAGAAAUGCUGAAGAUCGUUGGCGUCUUCAGGAAGGACUGUUUGUUAUUUAACCUUAUAAAUUAUUGAUGCGCACAUUUAUUUUCUGCUGGAGAUGUUAUGGCGGAUACCUUUAAGCAACCUUCUCAUUUUUAAAUGUGGUAAUUUAUUUUUCUAUGUAUUUCUAUGUCAGUCUUCCAUGAUAUUAAUAAAGUUUUUAAAUAUA
Danio rerio (zebrafish) is the source of this 2589-nucleotide messenger RNA. RefSeq names its product phosphoenolpyruvate carboxykinase 1 (soluble) (gene pck1). Gene Ontology annotation, molecular function: GTP binding; purine nucleotide binding; phosphoenolpyruvate carboxykinase activity. Lineage: Eukaryota; Metazoa; Chordata; Actinopteri; Cypriniformes; Danionidae. The record is from RefSeq and is marked provisional. Gene Ontology annotation, biological process: gluconeogenesis. Gene Ontology annotation, cellular component: cytoplasm.